Perkinsus marinus ATCC 50983 is the source of this 1997-nucleotide messenger RNA. RefSeq lists its product as hypothetical. The coding region runs from base 19 to 1728 and encodes 569 amino acids. Gene Ontology annotation, molecular function: acid phosphatase activity; metal ion binding. The transcript has a single exon. The record is from RefSeq and is a predicted model, not a curated record. Lineage: Eukaryota; Perkinsozoa; Perkinsida; Perkinsidae.
AGGACUUUCCCCUUCAGAAUGUUUCGUUUAGCUUCUUACAGCGUGACGAAAGCAAUUGAAGCCGCUAUCAUACUAGUCUCCCUCUACCAUAUUUCGGGCUGUUCUUCUUCCUCGGGGGUUACCACCACCCCCGCCAGCACCACCACGUCUAGCAGCAGUACCCCGCCGCAGCCAACGGACUUCUCUGUUUGUGAGGAAUCACAUUUCGAUCUCACUCCGGAAGUGCUGCAGCACAGUUACGAUCCUGUGAAUAUACGUCUCAAGGAAGGUGUGAACCCGCUAGCUGGAGAUGCUGUGGUCUUCGCUCCAAAGGAUAACGCGAGCUACUCCAUGCUGCGGGUGGUUGCGUCCGCAGCAGAUGGCCCCGACGGUUACGUGAUCCGACCCGUCAACCCACGCGGUGGUGGAUACAGGGUCAGCUAUCAAGCAGCUAAUGGUGAAGUGGCGUGUAUCACAGACUUAACCUUCGCUCAAGGUGAUGACGAACCAACGCAAGCUUAUCUUACUGUCACUGGUGAUGAUAGUCUUCAAGUGAAUUGGGUCAGCGGCUCGAGUGAAAGGGGUGAAGUACUCUAUAAGAAGCCCGGCACCACCACGUGGACUCAAUUUAAUGAGACCAGUCUGGCUCGCACUUAUAAGGCGCAAGAUAUGUGCUCCGCGCCUGCUACAAGUGAAGCGUUUCGGGACCCGGGAUUCUUCCAUUCGGUAACAAUCCCAAACGUGGAGCGAGAUUCCGUCCUCCAGAUCAAGACCGGCAAUGGUGUAUCAAAAGAGUUUACCACAUCUCCCCGCCUUCUCGCUGGGGACGCUCUAAGACACAGCGUGUUCAUGGUUGGUGACUUGGGCACGAGUGGGGCCGGCCAGCUCGGGGGCUUCAGCGGCUUCGGGUUCCUACAAUUCCCACCUCCGGAUCCAGAUCGGAUUUUGUCACAUAUGCAACAAAAUGACAGAAUCCGACUAAGCAUCAUUUAUGGUGAUCUCGCAUAUGCCAAUGGCUUCUCUACCGUAUGGGACCAGUUUGGUGCUGAAGUUGAACACAACAUUGGUAUGAAACAACCGCUGGUUACGAGCGUUGGCAAUCAUGAAUACGUAUCAUUCGAUAAUCCCCACGGAUGGUACCCUCCUUUCGGUAAUUAUGAGUUCCCCGACUCCGGUGGUGAGUGUGGCGUUCCCUUCACUCAUCGUUAUCCGGUCGGCUCAGAGGAGGCAAAGUAUUGGUAUUCGUUUGACUAUGGUUUGGUACAUUAUGUUAUGAUUUCUACCGAGCAUAAUUAUCUCAAUGAGAGCGAUCAACACAACUGGCUGGAAGAUGAUCUCGCUAAUGUUGACCGGAACAAGACGCCAUGGGUCAUCGUUACUGGUCAUAGGCCGAUGUACACGUCCUGCGCCUUAGGCAAGUUCAACGGGGAUAUCGCCGAGGCGCUAAAAUCCAAUGUGGCUCCUUUGUUUAAGAAGUACAAUGUAAGCAUCUACUUUACUGGCCACGUACACGCUUAUACUCGUACUUCUGCUAUUGACGGCACGGUCCACAUUCUAGCUGGCUCGGCACGAUUCUUGAACCUUGUAUGUCCAAUUGGCACCAUGCCUCAUGUGGAGAAGGCUUUAAGUGUGAUUGGUUACAUUGAGCUCGACGUUGUGAGUAGGAGUGAACUCCGUGGGACAUUCUGGGGAUAUAAUGUCACUAGCGGGGAGGUGACUGUACAGGAUACUUUCGUAGUUGGAAGUUAGUGACAAUCAAACUCUCCUCCCACUUGCACUUCCCCAGUCAGCGGUUCAUCUUGAUUCGCUUUGUAUGCAAUCGCCCUUUGUCCAACGUGCACCAACUUCGUAUAAAAUUCUCCUUUCAAGUCAUCUUGAUAUUGUAAUGAAUAGUCAGCUCAAAAAAUCCCGCAGGGCCUCAUUCACAUGCAUCAGGUCCGCUCGCUGUUAUUUGCGGAGGGGAAGUAGGUUCCCCAUCGAUGUUGACUGCAGUCCUUGAUCUUUAUCUGUCACCGCGG